Daphnia carinata is the source of this 1182-nucleotide messenger RNA. RefSeq lists its product as uncharacterized. Gene Ontology annotation, molecular function: S-adenosylmethionine-dependent methyltransferase activity. The transcript is spliced from 7 exons. The record is from RefSeq and is a predicted model, not a curated record. NCBI's taxonomy places the organism in Eukaryota, Metazoa, Arthropoda, Branchiopoda, Diplostraca, Daphniidae. Bases 36 to 1157 code for a protein of 373 amino acids.
AAUGCAAGACAAACAACAAAAUAGAACUACACAGAAUGUGGAAGUUUAAAAUUUUUCGUUAUUUAGCACGUUAUAGAGUGACGUUGUUUGUGGUGAUAUUCUUCCUUUUAGUUUUAUUACGUCAGAGGUUAAGGCAAAAUCAGGCUUUGGCCAAAACUGCAAACAAUCACCAGAAAACCUCCGAGUUGCAUUAUUCAUCUGGCCCAGACUUAGAAACAACAAGCGCAAAACAUACACAGCAGAUAACGGAAACUGAGUUUCUACAAUAUAGCCGGAGAGUUGCGAAUUUCAACUUAAUGGAGGAGACCCAUGGAAAAAGAUGGGAAAACAUACCGAAAAAAUAUUUUCUUACCGGCUGCACUACAGAAUACGCCAAUAAAUUUGAGCUGGAGCAAGACCAUCCAUGCGUCAUUCAUCUCAUAAGGAAAAAAUUUUUACGCCCACCAGCUUCUAGAAAUCUUCCGUACCAAAUGAGCCAACCAACUUUGGUUGACCCAUCAGAUGGCCAAUCUCAAGCUAUUCUGCGUCUUUUGCGCAAUCAAACGAAUGGAUUUUUUAUAGAAUGUGGGGCCUUGGAUGGCGAAUAUCUCUCAAAUACUUUAUAUAUGGAGCGAGCACUGAAUUGGGAAGGAAUUUUGAUUGAAGCUGAUCAAAAGGCUUUUAGCCAGUUGACCACUCGUAAUCGAAAAGCCUAUUCUUUACCAGUCUGCCUCAGUACAAAACCUUAUCCUAUUCAGGUUGCGUUUAAUACUUCCAGCUGGUCUGGAAGCUUUAUCGUGGAAGACAAGAGGUCAAAAGAACUGUUUCAUGAAGAAAUUCGGGAAAAACAUCAUGAAAAUUCAAAGAAUGUCUACAAAGUUCAGUGUUUCCCGCUAUACUCCAUACUUCUUGCUGUUGGGAAAACAGAAAUAGAUUUUUUUGGCCUAGAUGUGGAGGGAUCCGAGUUCAAAAUACUAAAAACUAUACCUUGGCACAAAAUCGACAUCAAGACUCUGUCUGUGGAGUGGAAUCACAUACCUGAAGGUGAAGCCGCCAUGACGCAACUAAUGCAGACAAACAAAUUCGUCAAAUUCGGACAUAUUGAAAUGGCGUUUUCCCGUGAAGUAAUUUACGUUAAAGAUUUCCUAGAUGAUUUCCGACAGUUCGAGUUUGAUUAAUUGAAAUUUGAUUCUACAAAAAAAC